Messenger RNA from Mauremys reevesii (Reeves's turtle), 2623 nucleotides. RefSeq names its product transmembrane protein 116 (gene TMEM116). Lineage: Eukaryota; Metazoa; Chordata; Testudines; Geoemydidae. Bases 310 to 1353 code for a protein of 347 amino acids. The record is from RefSeq and is a predicted model, not a curated record. Gene Ontology annotation, biological process: adenylate cyclase-activating G protein-coupled receptor signaling pathway. Gene Ontology annotation, molecular function: G protein-coupled receptor activity. Gene Ontology annotation, cellular component: plasma membrane. The transcript has 11 exons.
UGGGGCGCGGAGUUUCCCGGGGCGCUGGUUGCAGCUCGGGGGGGGGGAGUUUUGCCAGAGGCGGCAGGAGCGCGGUGCAGGGUCCCUGCGAGGCAGACGGGGGCAGGGUAAAGUCGGAGUCGAUCCUGGUUCUGCCCCGUCGCUUCGCCGCCCUCCCUGCCCGGGGGCUCUAGCCCCGGCCGGGUGCCCCCGCUGGCGGGGGGUGGCCGUGCCCAGCGGCCCCGGGGCGGGGGCAGGACUAGCCUCCCGGGGGCCGGGAGGAGGAGCCGGGCAGCGGCUCCCGGCGGGAGCGCAGAGCUCAGUGUCCCGAUGGCCCUCGCAGCGCAGGCGGCCGGGCUCAAUGUCACCCGGCUGGACGGGGACUGGCAGAUUUACUCUGCUAUAAAAUGGAUACAGUUUGUCAUGGCCACUUUAAGUGUUAUAGGUUCCAGCUCAAUUAUUGCCUAUGCUGUCUUUCAAAAUGUAGUGAGAUCCCCAGAGGUGCGCCCUCUGUUCUACCUGAGCCUCUCUGACCUGUUUCUGGGGAUGUGCUGGCUCAUUGGGGCGCUUCUCUAUACCACGCCAACCACAAAUCAAGAUGUUGUCUGCUAUAAUCUUCAAACAACUGGUCAGAUAUUUUAUGUAGCCUCUUUUCUGUACACUGUCAACUAUACCUGGCAUCUGUACAUGGAUUUAAAGGUGAAAUACAAUCAGAACCUGUACAGCAUGUCCCCUCUGGCUUUAGAUCAUGCAAAUUGCAUUGGCCGAAUAGCAACAAUUUUGUCCAGCGUCAUCCCUUUCCUAUUAAUGGUUCCUGUGUUUUGUCUGGGCAACAGCAGUGAUUGCUACCAGAACUUCAGCCAGAACAACGGGUGUCUCCUGAUGCACACAGAAGCAGCCAUGCUCACUGGCCAGCUGCAAACCCACGGUGGCUCUGUUUGUUCUGUGAUAUAUUUCUAUGGUGUUGGAGUCUUCCUGGUCUCUUUCCUGAUCAGCUUCAUAGCCAUUAUGGUUCUUCUCAUCCAAGCCCGAGCUUUGUACAAAAGGUUCAUAAACUCAACAGGAUUCCUGGGUGAUCAACAGUGGGCAAUGAUAAAGAUAGUGGAACAACGAGUGGUUUUCUACCCUAUCGCUUUCUUCUGUUGUUGGGGCCCAGCCAUCCUCCUCGGAAUAGUGAAGUUGACUGUUUCAGUGAACAGCAGAAUCUGCAUGGUUCUUUAUAUUCUACAGGUCACAAGAACGAAAAUAAGUAAGACCUCGUCUCCUCACCCUAUUAGGGCUUCUAGGUGCUGGAAACACUGUGAGAAGAUCAGAUCUUAUGUUAUUCUGGACCAUAAAUGGAGUUCUAAGGCAUUAAAAACCCUGGUGGAAUAGGUCAAAUGCAGACCCUAAGAUAAAGAACUUUAUUUGGGUCCCCUUGAAUACUGCUGUUUGGGUUUCUACAGGACCUGAAUGCAUAACCUUGGUUCGUGACACUGUUAGCAAGGAGUUUUCUUGGAAGGCCACCUCUUGAUACCACUGAAGCUGCAGUUAGCACUGGGCACUAAAAAAUUCCAAAAUUCAUCUGUCACACUGGGAUGUAGACAGAUAAAAAAUUCAAAGAAAAACGGAGGCACAGUUUUAUGAACAGACAAAUGUGCAAACUGUUUAAUCUGUUAGGGCCAGAUAUUAAUUAGCUUACAUUUCUGUAGUGCUUUUCUUCCCCUUAGGAUUCCCCAAAGCAUUUUGCAAACUUCACUCUGAUACACAAACUAUACCCAGGGAUCAUUUCCGCUCCCACUGAAUGGCAGCUGCCCCUGAGGUAGAACCCAGUAGCUGUUUCCUAGCCCAGAACAUCACCACACUGCAGUUGAGGCCAGGAAGACAUGAAGAAUCCUGUCUCCAACUGAAAGAGCAGAGAAAAUGCAGGGAGACAAAAUGAUUACCCUGACAUUUGGCCAGGACAUCAAAGUUAAUAAUCAUCCUUUUGUGAAAAGAACCAGUGGGGGUUUUAUAACCAUGAGUGGUCAGGGCCUUGGUUUGGCAUCUCACUCAGAAGAUAGCAACUCCAGCAGCACAGCAUUCCCCUGGCACCACACAGGGGUCAAUACUGCCUCAGAGGGAAGAGGGCCAGCUACUGAAUCAUAAAUAUAAUUUCCUGCAGCAGCCUGUGGUUUCCUCAUCUAAGCACCGAACAAACUCGAUUCCACUGAGUUUGGUGAGCGCUCAAAGUGGAACGGCUAAAGGCAGAUUUUGAAACUGGCCUCGACCAUGGCACAUAAACGCCAGGGUGGUUGCAAACAAGCAUCUGCUGUGGAAUGGAGCUUCUACCUACCUGUUUGUGCCCACACAGGUUGUGGGCACAGUCUUUGAGGGCACUUUGAAAACAGGACAGGUGGAAGGAUCUAGCACUGAUUCCAAAAGGUCUGUGUCUGUGUGCUGAAGCACACUUAAAGCUUGAUGCGAAGCCCGCUCAAUGGGCUUUGGAUCAAGAUCUCCUGAUAGGGCUCUUAAAAUUCAUUCCAGUUUCAAGGAAAUACUGCUUUUCCUUGGAAAUGUGUCCUUCUGUGGGUUAGCUGAAUCCAGUAACAGAACUGCAGCUCUGAGUCUAGUAUAGACCCUGGCCCAGUGGGCAUGGUGAAACCUACGGAUUAGAAGUUAACCA